This is a messenger RNA of Schistosoma bovis, 3709 nucleotides long. NCBI's taxonomy places the organism in Eukaryota, Metazoa, Platyhelminthes, Trematoda, Strigeidida, Schistosomatidae. The record is from the annotation of a GenBank genome assembly.
GCACAAAUAAUCUUGCGACAGUUUGACCUUCAAGUGCUCGCAACCUCCAUCAGUGGACGAUACCACUGAAGCGUUGCCCUAGUGUCUCAUACUUGGGAACUUCAAAUUUCGAAAUGCCUGACACUACUCCUGCAGAGGCCAUGCCAACUGUCAGUACGACAGGAACGCCUGCUGUUCAACAACAACAAGCUCAACCGAACAAAUGGGGGAUGUUGAAGGCAUUUGCUUUCCGUCUGCUUACAGCAUACUUUGUCCUCAACUUGUUUCGUCGUCCAUCACCUAACCAAAUGGAUCCGAGCAAAACAGUUAUCCCAGCUACAAAUCUUUAUCAGUCGGGUUCUAUGAUGGAUUUAUUUGUCUAUUUAAGUGAAGAUCCAACAUUUCAUUCCUUUAAUAACUCGAAUGCUUUAUUUUGGUAUGAACCCAAUAUUACGUAUGGGGAUUGGAAUGGCGGGCCAGGCGGAGAUGGUUCAUAUUCAAAGAUCAGUGAAAUUCAAUGCAGUCAGUUUCCCAACCUUAUGUCCAAUGGUUCAUUGUAUAUACAUGUAUAUUUUGUUAAACCUGGUUUCUCACCAGAUCCGAAUACGGGCAAUAACUAUUCACUGAAGUAUACUGUAUAUAAAUCGAAAAUGUUGACGCGUUACAAACGUCGUCGUUUAUCCCGUACCACAAAUCUGAUCACAGGUCAUACUGAUUCCCAUCCAGAUUUGGUAGCUGACUCUUCGACACCAUCUGAUGUACAAUAUUUACCUCCAAUCACUCAUUGGCAUCCAAAUUUAACUAUUAACUUAGUCGAUGACCAUUCUCCAUGGGUAAAAGGUUCUGUUCCAGUUCCUUUAGAUCAAUUUAUCGAGUUCUAUUCACCGACCAAUGAAUAUUAUCCUGUUGUUUAUCUGAAUGAUUAUUGGAAUUUAAAUGAAGAUUAUAAACCAGUGAAUGAAACUACGCCAAUACUACCAAUUCAUAUUACUUUAGCACCUUUAUCUCUAUUUAAAUGGCAGUUGUACGCUGCACAGACAGCUAAGAAAACUUGGUUCAACCAGAUAAUGGCCACUUCUAUGUUACCAUCAGAAAAUGAAAAUGAUGAGGAACAAGAUACAAUAAAGAAAGCACUGAUCGAAACAAAUCCUUUGCUUUUAGCUGUAACAGUUGUCGUAUCGAUUGUCCAUAGCGUUUUUGAAUUGUUAGCAUUUAAAAAUGAUAUACAGUUUUGGAAAACAAGAGAAUCACUGGAAGGUCUCUCAGUUCGCUCUGUGUUUUUCAAUGUCUUCCAGUCAUUCAUUGUUGUGCUGUACGUACUUGAUAACGAUACCAAUUUUUUUAUAAAACUAUCAGUUGUUUUUGGACUGCUAAUUGAGAUAUGGAAAAUCAAGAAAGUCCUUUCUUUCAGAUUGGAUUAUGAUUCGUUGGUAUUCAAUGUAUUUCCACGUAUUCAUGUGGAUUACCAAUCAUCAUAUGUAGAAAGUGAUACGAAAAAAUAUGAUCAGAUGGCUUUCCGAUAUUUAUCCUGGAUUUUAUUCCCAUUGUUAGCAGCUUAUUGUGGAUAUUCAUUAAUAUAUGAAGAGCAUCGUGGUUGGUAUUCGUGGAUACUUUCUGUCUCUUACGGUUUCCUGUUGACAUUCGGUUUCAUCAUGAUGACCCCACAAUUGUUUAUCAAUUAUAAAAUGAAAUCUGUUGCUCAUCUUCCCUGGAGAAUGUUAACAUACAAAGCACUGAAUACAUUUAUUGAUGAUUUAUUUGCGUUUGUUAUCCGCAUGCCUACUCUGUAUCGAAUCGGAUGUCUACGUGACGACGUGAUAUUUUUCAUCUACUUAUAUCAACGUUGGAUAUAUCCAAUGGAUCCCAAUCGUAUUAAUGAAUUUGGAGUCAGUAAGGAGAUGCUCGACGCUCAUAUCAAAUGUGAACCGAAGCAGUCCGACAUCGAUAGCGAAACAACGCCUGCUUUAUCUUCCACUUCUUCGGAUCCAAAUCCAACCCUUUCCGAUUCUGAUGAUCAGAGUGACGUUACAUCGUCUGUGCGUAAACGAAAAUCAGGUUCACUCAAGAAGUGAUUCUCUCUUUAAUUCUAUCUUCAUAUCCUUCUUUCCCUUUUCCUUCUUUGUUUUUUUAAUUCGUUGACGAAAAUGUUUUUUUGUAUGUUAUUUAUUCAGUUCAUCCUGUUUAUCAACUUUAACUUCCAAAAUUUUUGUUGUUCAAUAUAAUCUUGUUAACAUAUUUUCAAAACAAAUUGUUUUCUGUUGCGAUUGCUUCCUCGUUCUCCCAACUAAUCCUUAAUUUUCCCCUUUAUAUAUACCGAUGUGGGAUUCCUAAACCAUUAGGGCUACUUGAGUUUAAUACUAGAAAGUUAUCGUUGGAGAAAUCAAUGCCCACUUUAGGGCCAUCCUACUAUUCAAUCUUUAUUUUUGUUCUAUCCAACUCAUCAAUUCGAGUAUGUUGCACACACUGUGUUCGCUUUGAUUUCCAUCUUUUUUUACUAAUCAUUUAUUUGUUAGUAUGCAUACUACACAUCACCUGCUUUUCGUUUUCUUGUGACAUUUUUCACAGUGUCCAUUAUCUUAUCUUUUUUAGAUUUAAGAAGGAUGACUUUUAUUCAGAUGAGUUAGUUCUGUAUGUUUUUCAAUAAACAUAUGCGACACUUCAUUCAUGAUUGCUGUUUAACAAGUCUCAUUUUGAUUUGUUAAUUACGUUUCAAAUUAUAUCAACAACAUCUGCAUUUCUCAUUGCGAAUGUAAUUAAAAUGCCUGAUUGGCCCUUAGCUGUAGUUUCAAUUUUCGGGAUAUCUCUAACGUUUUACUGAACUGUAUUGAUGAGCAUAAGAUGUACAAACUCUGUAGCAGAAAUAUAUUGGAAUAUCUUAAAAAUAAACAAUUGUUAUAACAAAUUGCUUGAGCUCUUAGUGUUAUGUACCAUAGUUUGUGUUAUUUGAUGGGACUGUAUAUACAAUUGAUGUGUCUCAUGAUAGAUAUUUUGCCUUAUGAAUAACAUUACUUGUAGUUGUAGUGACUAUCUUCUUGUUAACAGUGAUUAUCUUUUUUAUUCCAACCCAAUCCUUAGAAUCGUUUGGUGAUUGGAUUACUUACCAAAUGCAUCACUGAUGUAUUUGCUCGGCUUUCGGAAUAAUGGAUUUAUGUGUGUGAAUAUUUGAUUGAAGAUCCAUUUCUGAAGGGUAUCUACAAAUGAAUUACUUUUCAGUAAUCCAUGCUUCUAAACAACAUUUCCCGUUGAACAUGAAAAGUAGUAUUAUUCAAAUAACCCAGUUUCAGAUUAUAAACAGUAAAUAAAAUAUCUUGCGAAUCAGAAAAGGUAUAAACGUUACAAACCUAAAAAGUAAACUAAAUUUAUUGGUUGUGUGGAUAAAAAACAACAAAUAAAUGUAGUAAAUUAUCGCAAAAAUCACAAUUCAGAUUUCACAAGUGAAAAUCUAGAGUUAUUAACAAAUACGAUUUGUUCUAUUCAAGUCUAUUUCCUACACAUUCCAAUUAUUAUCGUUACAUGGAAAUUGGAUACAUAAAUAUAGCUGGAUAACCCAACUGAUGGAAUUAUACUUUUAAAUAAUUUAAAAGUUGAAUGUUGGUUGGUAUAUUGAUGAAAAUUAUUUCAAGGCACGUGAACAAGUCGAAUGUGAUAAUGAAAUGUGUUCAGCAGGCGAUUUCAAUUUCAUCUAUUAUAAUUGUAAUAAAUUGUCAUCUGAAUCCAAUUGUAUAUUUAU